Molecule: messenger RNA, 1364 nt
Organism: Rhinichthys klamathensis goyatoka
Lineage: Eukaryota; Metazoa; Chordata; Actinopteri; Cypriniformes; Leuciscidae
Gene: cebpd
Product: CCAAT enhancer binding protein delta
Exons: 1
Coding region: 200-1072 (290 amino acids)
Biological process (GO): regulation of cell differentiation; DNA-templated transcription; regulation of transcription by RNA polymerase II
Molecular function (GO): RNA polymerase II cis-regulatory region sequence-specific DNA binding; DNA-binding transcription factor activity, RNA polymerase II-specific
Source: RefSeq, a predicted model, not a curated record
ACGAGGACGGCGGAGUUUCGAUAGAGAGCUACGAGGACUUUAACACCUGUGCCCGAGACAGCCAGACUUUUGGAGAUACGCGCUGGUUGCGCGAAACAGGGUGUGAUUGCUCGAGACGCUUUUGGGUUUUUUAAGCUGCCAGUGGACUCGGAAGGGAUCUGCUGAUUUUGGUACCAUCUGAGUGAGUUUCGCUACGUCCAUGUCUGACAUAUACAACCUGGACUCGCAGUGCGUAACGCCACCAUGCAACAUGAGCUGGGCCAUGGAGCCUGCCAAUUUCUAUGAUAAUAAAGUGAUGCCAGGGGAUGCAAAACCCGGGGGCGAGCAUGGCAUGUCCCAGGACAACAACAACAACAACAACAACAACAACACCAGCAGCAGCAUGAUGGAGCUCAGUAAUGCUCCUGCCAUCUACGACGAUGAGAGCGCGAUCGACUUCAGCACCUACAUCGAGUCCAUGUCCACGGUCCCGCUGGAGAUCUGCAACGACGAGCUCUUUGCAGACCUGUUCAACAACACCAUGAAGCAAGAAAAGCCUGACUUUUACACGCAGAGCAUCGGUGGCUUUGCGCAAAAGAGCUCGGAGAGGCUUCAGCACCAGGACGGGGGGUUUGGCAAGGGCGCGUUUUGCGCACCGAUCAAGAGGGAGUCGGACUGGAGCGACAGCGACCAAUCCUCAUCCUUACCAUCUCAGAUCGAGACGUGCGCGCAGACGUCCGUGAGCCUCAUGCACACGGGACAACCCACACCUCCCACCACACCUGAGCCAGAACCCGUUAGCCACAGGAGGCCGGGGAAGGAAAAGGGCAAAAAGACUGUCGACAGACACAGCAACGAGUAUCGGCAGCGGCGCGAGAGGAACAACAUCGCCGUGCGUAAAAGCAGGGACAAGGCGAAGCAGCGCAACAUGGAGAUGCAGCAUAAGAUGAUCGAGCUGAACGCGGAGAACGAACGCCUGCACAAAACGAUCGAUCAGCUGUCGCGAGAACUAGGCAGCCUCAGAAACUUCUUCAAACAGAGACCCGAACUUUCGUUUGGGACGGCGGCACGCGCGGCUGUUGACAGUCGGUGACGCGCGUCAGAAAACCUGCCAAAACAUACCUCAGUGAACUUGAAUUACUAUGUUCUUCUGUAGCAGACGUGCAUUAAGUUACGCAUUGGAUGAUGGACUUUGGCACCGCACGGUGUCGUGAUUACUUUUGUGAAUGUUUUUGUAUUCUAAAUUAUUACAGAAAAAAGCUUCAUAUAUGUUUUUAUGGUACUUGUUUUAUAAUUCCCCAAAACUUCGUAUUAAUGCCAGAGCAUGUUUGAAAUUGUACAGUGUGUACAAAUGUAUAAUAAAACGACGUCAAAUUUCAAAAAGA